AUGGGCGGACCCGGCGGCGAGACCCGAUCCCGGGGCGAGACCCGGCGGGCGGACCGGGGGCCCGGGGGAGACCCGGCGGCGAGCCCCAUCCCGGGGCGAGACCCGGGCCGGGCGGACCCGGCGGGCGAGACCCGGGGGCCGGGGGGGAGACCCGAUCCCGGGGCGAGACCCGAUCCCGGGCGAGCCCCGGGGGGAGCCCCGAUGCCGGGCGAGACCCGAUGCCCGGGGCGAGACCCGGGCCGGGCGAGACCCGGCCCGGGCGGGGGCCCCGAUCCCGGCGGGGCGUGGGGGGCCCGGGGGGAGACCCGGGCCGGGCGAAAACCCGGCGGGGGGCCCCGACCCGGGGGGCGCCGGCGAGACCCGGGCCGGCGAGACCCGAUGCGGCGAGACCCGAUCCCGGGGCAGCCCCGGGCCCGUGGCGAGCCCCGGGGGCCCCGUGGCAAAACCCGGGCCGGGCGAGCCCCGGGGCCCCGGCGGGACCCGGGCCGGGGGGACCCGAUGCCGGGCGGACCCGAUGCGGGGGCCCCGAUGGGGCGGCCGGACCCGAUCCCGGGGCGAGCCCCGGGGCGCCGGCGAGACCCGAUGCCGGGCGAACCCGGGGCGAGCCCCGGGGCCCCGGCAAACCCGGGCCCGGGGCGAGGCCCCCGGCCCAAACCCGAUCCCGGCGAGACCCGGGCCAUGGCAAACCCGGCGCCGAUGGCGAGCCCCGGGGCCCCGGCGGCGAGACCCGGGCCGGGCAAACCCGGGGCCCCGGCAAACCCGGCGGGGCGAGACCCGGGCCGGCGAGACCCGAUCCCGGCGAGACCCGAUGCCGGACCCGGGGGCCCGGCCGGGGGGAACCCGAUGCCGGGCGAGACCCGGCCCCGGGGGGGGCGAGACCCGGCCCCGGGGGCGAUCCCGGGGCGAGCCCCAUCCCGGGACCCGGGCCGGGCGAGCCCCGGGGCCCCGGGGCGAGCCCGGGGCCCCCGGCAAACCCGAUCCCGGGCGGGGCCCGACCGGGGGCCGGGCCCGGCAAACCCGGGCCGGGCGAGACCCGAUGGGGGCGAGACCCGAUGCCGGGCGGCCCCGAUCCCGGGCGGACGCGAUCCCGGGGGGCGAGGGGCGGGCGCCGGCGAGCCCCGGGCCCGGCCCGGCGGCGAGACCCGAUGCCCGAUGGCAAACCCGGCGGGGGCCCCGAGCCCGGGGCCCGGCCGGCGAGCCCCGAUGCCCCGGGCGACCCGGGGGCCCGGGGGGAGACCCGGCGCCCGGGGCGAGCCCCGGGCCCGGGCGAGCCCCGGGGCCCCGGGGCGACCCGGGGCCCCGGGGCGAGACCCGGGGGCCCCGGGCGCCCCGGGGGGCCCGGCGGCAAACCGAUCCCGCAAACCCGACCCCGGGGGCCCGGGGCGAGCCCCGGGCCCGGCGGACCCGAUCCCGGGCGGCGCCCCGGGGCCCCGGGGCGAGACCCGAUCCCGGGCGAGCCCCGGGCCCGGCCCCGGGGCGAGACCCGGCCCCGGGGCGAGACCCGGGCCGGCGGACCCGAUGCGGGCAGACCCGAUGCCGGGCGAGACCCGGGCCGGGCGAGACCCGGGGGCCGGGGCGGGGCCCGGCGCCGGGCCCGGAUCCCGGCGAGACCCGGCCCCGGGGCAAAAUGCCGAGCCCCGGGCCCGUGGCGAGCCCCGGGGCCCCGGGGCGAGCCCCGAUGCCCGGCGGGGGGCCCCCCGGGGGCCGGGGGCGAGCCCCGGGCCCGGCCCCGGGGGCGAGCCCCGAUCCCGGGCGAGACCCGGCCCCGGGGGCCCCGGGGGGGACCCGAUGCGAGGGCGGGGCCGAGGGGAACCCGGGGGACCCGAUGCCGGGCAAACCCGGGGGCGAGCCCCGAUCCCGGCGACCCGGCCCCCGGCAAACCCGGCCCCGGGGGUGGGCGGACCCGAUGCCGGCGGGACCCGGGGGGCCCGGCCCGGGCGAGACCCGGCCGGGGCAAACCCGAUGCCGGCAGACCCGGGCCGGGCGAGACCCGAUCCCCGGGCAAACCCGGGCCGGCGGGGCCCCCGGGGCCCCGGGCGGGAGCCGGGGGGCCCCGGCCCCGGGGAGACCCGAUCCCGGCGGACCCGAUGCCGGGGGAGCCCCGGGGCCCCCCGGCGAGCCCCGGGGGCCGGCGAGCGCGAUCCCGGCAAACCCGGGGCCCCGGGCAAACCCGGGGCCCCGGGGCGAGACCCGGCGGGGGCCCCGGCCCGGCGAGCCCCGGGGCCCCGGGCCCCGGGGCCCCGGCGGGACCCGGGCCGGGCGAGCCCCGGCCCCGGGCCCCGGGGCCCCGGGCGAGACCCGAUCCCCGGGGCGAGCCCCGGGGGCCGGGGCGAGACCCGGGGGCCGGCGAGACCCGAUCCCGGGGGGAGCCCCGAGCGCCGGCGAGACCCGAUCCCGGCGAGCCCCGAUGCCGGCAAACCCGAUCCCGGGGGGCCCGAUGCCGGGCGAGCCCCGGCCCGGCCGGCGAGACCCGGCGGGGAGACCGAUCCCGGGGCGAGACCCGAUCCCGGCGAGACCCGAUCCCGGGCGAGGACGGGGGGCCGGGCGAGACCGAUGCCGGCGAGACCCGGGCCGGGCGAGACCCCGGGCGGGGGGGCCCGGGCGAGACCCGGCCGAUGGGGACCCGGGCCGGGCGAGCCCCGGGGGCCCCGGCCGGGGCGAGACGCCCGGGCGGACCCGAUCCCGGGGCGAGAGGGGGCCCCGGCGAGACCCGGGGGCCGGGGGGCGAGCCCCGGGCCCGGGGGCGAGCCCCGGCCGCGGGGGACCCGGGGGCCGGGGCGAGACCCGAUGCCGGGACCCGGCGAGACCAUCCCGGGCGAGACCCGAUCCCGGGGCGAGCCCCGGGCCCGGCCGGCCCGACCCGAUGCCCGAUGGGGCGGCCCCGAUGCCGGGCGAGACCCGGGCCGGGCGAGACCCGAUGCCGGCGAGACCCGUCCCGGGGCAGACCCGAUCCCGGGGCGAGACCCGGGGGCCCGGGCGAGACCCGAUCCCGGCGAGCCCCGGGCCGGCGAGCCCCUGGGGCAGCCCCGGCCCGGCCCCAUGGCGAGACCCGAUCCCGGCGAGACGCGAUGCCGGGCGAGCCCCGGGCCCGUCAUAAGUCCGGAGGGCGGCCCGUCCCGGGCGAGACCCGAUCCCGGGGCGGCCGAUCCGAAAUGGGGGGCAAACCCGGGGGCCGGGCGGAGACCCGAUGCCGCGAGCCCCGAUCCCGGGGCGAGACCCGCCCGAGACCCGAUGCCGACCCCGGCCCGGCCGGGCCCACCCGGGGAUGGGGGGAAAACCCGGGCCCCAAAAACCCCCCAUCCCGGGGGGGGAGCCCCGGGCUCCCGGGGGAAAAAGAAACCCAGCCGGGCCAAGCCCCCCAUCCGGCGAGACCGGCCCCGGGACCCGGGUGCCGCGAAACCCGAUUCCCGGCGAACCCCCCCGGGGCGAGCCCCCCCCCGGCGCCCCGGGCGGCGGAAACCCGGGCCCGCCGGCGAGCUGGCCGAGGCCCCCAAAAAGGGGCCGGGCCGGAAAACCCCGAAUGCCGGGGCCCCGGGGCGCCGGCGAGACCCGAUCCCGGGCGAAAAUGCCGGCGACCCGGGCGGCGCCCCGAUCCCGGGGCGAGACCCGAUGCCGGCGAGACCCGGGGGGCCGGGGCCGAAGACCGGCCCGGCAAGAGGGCGCCCGAACCCCCCCUUGCCCCGGGCGCCCGGCCGGGGCCGAGACCCGGCCGCCGGCCCAAAAAAGGACCCUUUUUGCCGCCGCCGGAAAAAACGCCGGCCCCCCAACCCCCCCCCGGCUGCCGAGGGGCGGCGGGCCCGGCACCGGGCGCCCAUGCCCGGGAACCCAUGCCGAACCCGAAUCCCAGCCGGGCAAGUUGCCCAAAAAGGGCCCGAGACCCGGGGGGAAAAACCCCCCAAAAGUUUUUGCCCAAGGGCCGGCGAAACCCGGGCCCAAAAAACCCAACGCAUCCGGCAACCCCCCGGGCAAACCCAAUCCGGGGCCCCGGGCCGGCAACCCCAAUUCCCCCGGCCGGGCCCCGGCGCCCAGUCAAACCAGGGAGGCCUCUAA
Molecule: messenger RNA, 4050 nt
Organism: Pseudoliparis swirei
Lineage: Eukaryota; Metazoa; Chordata; Actinopteri; Perciformes; Liparidae
Product: collagen alpha-1(I) chain-like
Exons: 6
Coding region: 1-4050 (1349 amino acids)
Source: RefSeq, a predicted model, not a curated record